CAAACCAUUGCCUCAAGAAAUACCACAAGUCACAUUCCAGCUCUAUACAAUGCUCAUCGUACACCAUCUGAAUGAUUCGCGCUCCCAGCGAGUCUUAUGGCUGCUGGAAGAGCUUGAUAUAGCAUACGAGAUUAAGAAAUACCAACGCACUCCCCAACAACUCGCUCCAGAGGAGCUCAAGGCCGUAAACCCCUUGGGAACAGCGCCCGUCAUCACCGAUGGUUCUGUAACACUUGCAGAAAGCGGUGCGGUGAUAGAAUACAUCAUACGCAAGUACGCAAACGGGAAGGCACAGCCGCCGGAGAGUGGCGAAGUAGAUGACCUGUAUUAUACGCACUAUACGGAAGGAUCGUUGAUGCCUCUCGUUGUCAAUCGACUCGUUCUGGGCCUCGUCGUUGACAAAGCACCCUUUUUCAUUCGCCCCUUGAUCAGCUUGUUGGUGUCUCAGAUUCUCAGCAGAGUGCUUGAUCCGCGACUCAAACUUCAUGCUGCACUAAUCGAAACUCAUCUAUCCAGGUCUUCAACUGGUUGGUUCGCAGGAGGCGAUGAACCGACAUCGGCAGACUACAUGAUUAUAUUUGCACUGGAAGCGUGGUCAGGACUAUGUCCCGAUAUGCUAGGCAGCAACACGAAGGCCUUCAUUGAGAGAGUUCAUAAUCGGCCUGCUUAUAAAAGGAGCAUUGAGAAGGGAGGACCAUACGCAUUCGCCCGUCUAUGAUUGUUGUGUCACUAUUAUUGUGUUUAACAUAUAUCGAAACUGUCGUUCGUUAUUUCGAAGCUUUGAGCAUUAAUGCCAC
This is a messenger RNA of Laetiporus sulphureus 93-53, 797 nucleotides long. Its product is annotated as thioredoxin-like protein. The transcript is spliced from 7 exons. Bases 50 to 718 code for a protein of 222 amino acids. The record is from RefSeq and is a predicted model, not a curated record. Lineage: Eukaryota; Fungi; Basidiomycota; Agaricomycetes; Polyporales; Laetiporaceae.